Molecule: messenger RNA, 6011 nt
Organism: Lingula anatina
Lineage: Eukaryota; Metazoa; Brachiopoda; Lingulata; Lingulida; Lingulidae
Product: potassium voltage-gated channel subfamily B member 1
Biological process (GO): action potential; protein homooligomerization; potassium ion transmembrane transport
Cellular component (GO): voltage-gated potassium channel complex; membrane
Molecular function (GO): delayed rectifier potassium channel activity; protein binding
Source: RefSeq, a predicted model, not a curated record
CAGCAGAAGAUCCAAUAUCCGUGUAUGGGCUAUUCCGACAAUCAUUUCUACAUAAUAUUAUGUGCAUUAAUAUUGCGCGGAAAGCAAUUGUAAACAGGACAUCGUGCUUGACAUCGGCAGAGCAGUAAUAAUAUUAGUUAGUUGCUGUGCUGUUUGCCUCGGCGACGAUAUAUAUUGCCCUGACAGUCAAACCAAUAUUACCGGAGACUUUGAGCGGAAAAUGAUGUUUCAAGCUAACUUGGUAGCAUCGUCUGCCAUCCAGAGGUCGUCGUUGACAGAAUGUCUCUGCAACGCUUCGGUUGUCACUCCCCCUCGAGGAUACAUCUUUUGUACCUCAACCCUUUCGUGUUGCUCCUGUUACAUAGUAAUGUUACAGAGUUGUGUAAGACUGCACUAUCUUUCCGUUGAGUACUACUAGUGAAAGCUGUGAUGUUUCUUCAUUUAUGUGGUUUUGUGACUGUCGUCUGGUGAACAACAUUUCUUCUUCUACGAUUGAUCGUCUGCUCAGCAAAACGAUUGAUCGUCUGCUUCUAGCCAUCUGCGCACGCAACUUUGGCUCACGCAUGGUUUUAUCAUCCCGGUUCUAGUGGCCAAGCAGAUAGCUCUACCCCGAGCAGCAGCGGACCACAGGGUAUGGCAAGGUCCCACUCCUACAGAGCACGCGAUACAUCCAUAGAAAACGGCUCGGGAACUAGUUUCAGGGAACAAAUGUUAAUAAGGAGAAAGCGAGAGAGCGAAAGUACCACCAGUGAAGCAAAAAUAACUCCCAAUCCGCUCACUGCACCAUCUGAUGCAUUGCCAUUGCAGUUCAGUUCCGGGAAUCAAACAGACAUGCAGCCCCAGCCGGGUCCACCUCUCAAGACCCCUGUAUACCAGCCCUUUAUGCAGGGACCUCCUCCAGACCCGUAUACAAUUAUGCAGAGCAGGGCUCACAGCAACAGAGUUACCAUUAACGUCGGAGGAGUUAAGCACGAAGUUAUGUGGAAAACGCUGGACAGAAUGCCGCAUUCAAGACUCGGUAAACUGAAGACUAGUACAUCGCAUGAAAGUAUUAUGGACCUAUGCGAUGAUUAUAGUCUUAUGGACAACGAAUAUUUCUUCGAUCGUCAUCCGAGAUCAUUUGCAUCUAUCAUUAAUUUCUAUCGAACUGGAAAGCUUCACUUAGUGGAAGAGAUGUGUGUUCUGUCGUUUAGUGAUGAUCUGGAAUACUGGGGAGUUGACGAGCUUUACUUAGAGUCAUGUUGCCAACAUAGGUAUCACCAGAAAAAGGAACAUGUUUACGAGGAAAUGAGAAAGGAGGCGGAAAGUCUUCGGGAAGGAGGUGAAGAGGAGAACUUUGGUACAGGUAGAUGUGCCAAAUGGAGACAAAAACUAUGGGAUUUACUUGAAAAACCUCAAACCUCCAGGGCUGCCCGGGCCAACUUCUCGUUGUCAUUGUACUGCCUGAAGACUACAACAUGUGACGGCUUGGGGCAGGUACUAGCUGUGAUCUCUAUCCUGUUCAUUAUUCUUUCCACCAUUGCACUGACGUUGAAUACCAUUCCCUCAAUACAAGUUGACGGGGAUGACAACCCGCACCUAAACUUGGUGGAAGCAGUCUGUAUAUCCUGGUUUACAUUGGAGUAUCUACUACGGUUCUGGGCAUCUCCGAACAAAUGGAAAUUCUUCAAGGGUUCUCUAAACAUUAUAGACCUGCUGGCGAUCUUGCCGUACUAUAUAUCUCUAUGUCUAGUGGAAUCAAACAAAAGCACGGAACAGUUUCACAAUGUACGACGAGUUGUGCAAAUAUUCCGUAUCAUGCGAGUAUUGAGGAUUCUAAAACUUGCAAGACAUUCAACAGGACUUCAAUCUCUAGGUUACACGCUCCAGAGAAGUUACAAGGAGUUAGGUUUACUAAUGAUGUUUCUUGCUAUUUUCGUCUUAGUCUUCUCAAGUCUGGCUUACUUUGCAGAAAAAGGAAUACAAAAAGAUAAAUUCAGCAGCAUCCCAGAUACAUUCUGGUGGGCUGCAAUUACCAUGACAACAGUCGGUUACGGAGACGUGGUUCCGGCGACACUUUGGGGUAAACUCAUUGGUGCAGUUUGUUGUAUCUGUGGUGUUCUAGUCAUUGCUCUUCCGAUUCCUAUCAUUGUUAACAAUUUUGCAGAAUUUUAUAAAGACCAAAUGCGCAGGGAGAAAGCUUUGAAACGGAGAGCUGCCCUAGAGAGGGCAAAGAGAACUGGAAGUAUUGUUUCUUUUCAUUCGGUAAACCUUAGGGAUGCAUUUGCAAGGAGCGUGGAACUUAUAGAUGUUGUAACAGACAGAAGUCAAUAUGAUUCACGAAGUACUGCUAAUAACAGUAUUGUCAGUGACCACACGAAUCCCAAUACAUCUAUGCAUUAUGGCAGCCAGGCAAAAGUCAAUACCAACACCUCUGCUAAACAAGGGAAGGACUUCCCUGAGGUAUCAGACACGACAGUACCGCCUAAUGAACAUGGAGAUUUUCCACUGGAGAGAAAAACCACAACGCAGCCUGUGUUAGGGGGCGAAACACUCAAGCCUGAGGAUGAAAAUAUAAAAGAAGUUAAAAGUAUUGAUAAUCACUACCCGCCCCUUCUUUAUCCUACCAUAACUGACAAUGCCAUUCACAAAAUUUACAAGUCGCCAGUACAUGGUGGUGAUAAUGUGUAUGAACACCAAAGUAAGCAGCAACUGUAUAUAAAUCCUUUUGAACAGGAUGAACAUCUUGGAGGAAAAGAAGUCUAUGGACAUUUAGGAUGCCUUACUUCUGCAGAACCAUCAGAUCAGAUAGUGCAAAAACUAGAUGAUGGACUGACAGCAACUUGGCAUCGAGCUAACACAGAGAAUGCACCCCCAUCUCCAAAGCUCAAGAGCAAAGGUGCUAUAACUUCCAAGCCCAGGGCCCACUUUGAGGAACCAGACAUUGCCAAACAUUCUUCCAUUGACUCUGUGCACUCUCCAGGCAAAUCUAAAUUCCGUCUUCGUAAGACGCCAUUUGGAAGGUAUUCCAGUAGCGGAGAAAGCCCUCCCUCUGGCCGGAAGCCAUAUCAGCUUAUACCAAGCCCAAAGUCAGGUCGUAAACGCACAAGUUCUGGGCCUGAAUGCAACACUGGCAGUAACCUUGAUACGCCAAAGAAGAAAUCAAUUCUAAAAAGAGAUGCAAUCAAUAAAGAGGAGACAGAAAAUCUAUUGAAAGACCCACUUCCUGUGGAUAGCAGUGGGCCGAGACAUCACAGUGGAACAGAUGAUGAUGAAGUGUUCUACACACCCAAGGAGACCCCUGCCAAACCUGCCACAGACUACAGAGCAAAGCAGACAACACGUGGCACCAGUGAGCAGGACUCCUCUGGUGAGAAUGGUGGGAUCAUUGACACAGUAUUAACUCAUGACCUUGACCUAGAAAAUGACCUUGAUCUCCCUGACGGGCACUGUACUAUAGAGUCCGGUGUAGACAAUGAGUCCCAGGUUUCCGGAACAUCAUCUGUUGACUCAAACUAUAAAUCAAACCAAAAGGAGCAGACUGAUGUCCAACAUGAGGGUUACCAUGGCAACAGUUUUAAUGAUGUAGAUAGUAAGCCCUCAAAUGAUGCACAUAUCAAAUAUGCAGAUUUAGAAGAUUUGUGAUGUUAAGAGUAUUCAGGUGAUUCCAGUGGAGGAUGCAGAUAACUUAAAGGGUCAUGCAGGUAAUCCCAGGUAAAAAGUGACUUCUACAGUGGACCUUGCUUGUCUCUUGUCCUUAAAUUCUAUUCCUACAGGUAACGUGACUGGGAUAGAAUUACCACUGAUUGGAGAGGAUUCUGUCACUUAUUUCACUGAGACAAGCUGAUGAUUUUUACUUAUAAUGCAAUUCUGGUGGAAUGAACUUGCAAAUGAUUUAUUGCAUAAGAGGCAAAGAGUGAAACUAUUGACUGGCCAUUCCAGUUAACUUUUGGUGUCACCUUACAAACUGUUACUAAGAUGGAAAAAUAAAAAAUAAGCGUAAUAACCUGUAUAUUGAAACACAGUCAAUUCCAGCGAAACAAACAUGUGCAAUUACUAUGCCGGAUAUACAUUCACUCUUCAUAAUCAGCAACAAGGGCUUCCUGGACAACCAUAACCAGUUUAUAGUACAAGAUUACCUUUUAAUAUAUAUUGUGAAUUCUAAAGACAUAAGUAGUGAGUUGGGGUUUUAGUUACCACUUGCAAGAUAUUUGCAGAUAAGCAUAUAAAAAUAGUAAGUAAAGACUUUGGGAUGAAUGUAGUAUCACAUUUUUACCUUCAUUUUCUAAAGUAUAUAUGGCAUAAAGUAAUACUAGUUGCAUAUCCAUAUUGAUUAAACUCAAUUAAGGUAAAUAAAAACAGUAAAACGAAUACAGAAAAAAAAUCAUUUGUACUUGUGAAUAUGUGUAUAUCACAUCAUCACUGGAGUGAAAUGAAUCUUAAGCACAAAAUACCAGUUUUUGUAAUUCUUAUGGUGUGACCUUUGUUUGAUAGAGAAAUCAAGUGUGGUACAAUAUCUUAUCAGUUAAUUUUUUAUAUUUAAUUAAUACACAGAGUAAAAAAUUUGCUAGAAGUACUUCACCCAAAUACACUGCAGAAAUACUCAAACAGGAUCUUAAGCUACUACUUCAAGGUGCUUCUAAAGUCGAAAAUGUACUAGUUCUUAAACCUUAGCCUAGGAAGCAAAUUUGCAAUAGGCGGUUGUUUGUAUAAAUAAGUGUGCCAAACUGUUUUGAAAUUUGAUGUAUCCUUCAAAUUUACCAUCUAUGACACCCAUAUAGCUUUUAAGUCUAUAUAGCAACCACAUAUAAACUAUAUUUAUGAAGUGGUCCGAUUCAAACAAUUAUUUAUACUUGAUCAGAUGGUUCUACAAGAUCCAAGAGUCGAAAUGUAUUAAAUCAUAACACCCACUUAAUUUGUUGCAUAUCAUUUUUUUUUUAGAUUUCCAGGAGCUACAGUAAACUGAGUAGUUGUUGGGCCCAGUUUAGUUUUCAACAACUACUUAAAAUGAUUUUUUAGAGGAUCUGAUCAACUUAACAUAUUAUAUAGUGGUCAAAAUCUACUGCAUGCAUAAUACACAUUUGCAUACAUCACACAUCAGUGACCUGUGGGGGCUUUCAAAUAACAAGAACAUUGAUACUUAUUCAGUUCAAUAAUGAUACUAUAACUGUGUAUUUGUAUGUACUGUACAAGCAAUAUUUUCAGUGGGCAGGAUCUGCUGGGAAUAUGGACAGAACAGUUUAUACAUGUUGAGCUAGAUCUGACCAUCUGAUCAUUAAUUUUUUCAUGUAUUUAUGAAAAAAAUGAAUGCUUAUUUUUAUUUGUUUUACUUGCAGAUUUUUAUGUUGUUUUGAUAAAUAUUUCUAAACACUAAAGUUGUACAGAAGGCCUGUUGUUGUCCUAAUGACUGACUUUUUCCUUUGCUUACUUAGCCUAACUUUUUAUUUUAAGGACCAUAACCACUGUGACCUUUUAAUAUAACCACAAUUAAGAUAUACAUAUUAGAAUACUGUUCCUAAGGUUAGUGAGCAUUGAGCUCUGGGUAGUGAGUACGUGUGCGCAUGUGUGUGCAUGUUUGUGUGUGCACCAGUGCAUACAUGGUAGAGUUCAGUGAAUAGAAGUUUAGUAAGUUACCCUGUCUGGUACUAUGUACAUACUAUUAUACUCAAAUAUAGAAUGGUGUUCAAACAAAGAUUCUAGUAAAGUAUAUCAACUAUAACAAUGUAAACUAUGUCUGACACCCACAGUAAGUUGACAUCUCUUAUCAUUUACUUUUGUAAACUUAAUUUUACUUUUCAAAUGUCUCUACACUAGCUAGGUUACUGUUGAAGACUUCCAUAAUUUACAUAUGUAACAUAUCAGUCAGUUGUGCACAAUGGGUUGUUUGAUUGCAAUGGUAGCUGUGCAUUUUUAUUAUAUCUUAUAAUACUUUUUUAAUUGAGCAAUUUACUUCACAUAGCUUCAUUUUCCAAUUUUCAUCUCACAUUUUUAACUAUGAGGUAAACUAUGAAAUAAAAUGAAAUAUUCACACU